AUGCGCAUCCGCUCCUCCAACUAUAUUCCCCUCGUCCAGUAUCCCUUCACGUCCCCGAGAAAUGCUGUCACCGAACUCACCACUACCUUCUGCCUACGCAGACGCGUCCUCUAUGCCGCACUCUUCACCACCUCGGUCUUCACCCUCUUUUACCUGCUCAAGUACAGCUUCAGGGACAUAGACGGAGACCUCGAAGAUCUCGAACUGAUUUUCCCUAUAGAUGCCAUCCCUUCCCUGCCAACCUCCUACCUCCCUUUUCGUGUCCCAUCGCCACCGCCGACAUCGCAGAGCACCCUGGUUAAGCCUGUCCUAGAUCUUCCCGCUACGUGUCUGGAUGCUUACUACGUGCAUGGUGAUGCGUGCUCCUCUCCGCUGCCACCUAAGCUCGAUCUCUUAUGGACCUGGGUGAAUGGCUCCGAUCCUCUUGAGCAGCAGGCUAAGAUGGACGUCCAGGCGUCUUAUGGUCCGACCAACCCAUGGCGUCCUGCAACUUCUAGUACACAGGCCAGGCUCUAUCGCGACCACGAUGAGCUGCGACAUUCCAUGCGUUCGGUGCUUGCCAACUUUCGCGACUAUGCUGGGCAUUUCUUCCUCCUUACAUCCGACUUCCCCAUUCCUGCAACGACACCGAACCUCGCGUUCUCGGCCUCAUGGCGCCUCGGACAGGUCCCACAGUGGCUAGACUUGUCUAAACAGACCACGGAAGGCUGGCUGGACGGUGACGUAUCACUCCAACUUGUGCACCAUGCAGAGAUCUUCCGACCGUACGACCGGACGAACUUCAAUAGUCUCGCGAUAGAGUCGCAGCUAGGACACGUAGGAGCCAUUUCUGAUAAUUUCAUAUACAUGAACGACGAUCUUUAUCUCGCAAGGCCAAUGAGCCCAGCGUCCUUCUAUACGUCUGCAUAUGGUAUUGUCCUUCACCUGCAGUCCGAUCUUCUCGUUUCGCCGGUCAAGCCCACCGCCCGAAUGCAAGGCGAAUGGCGCAGUAUGGGUGAAUCCAACUACCUGCUCAGCGAGCGCUUCGGCCGGCGACACCGGCCAUAUGUCGUGCACGAAGCGAAGACCGUCUCCUCCGCACUCCUCGCCGAGGUCGAGCAAAUGUGGCCCGAUGCCUUCUCUCGCGCGGCGUCGCACGCCUUUCGCGAGACUGCAGGCCCUGGGAGCCCGGGGGAUAUCAACACGCUCUUCCUCCACACGCACUUUGUCGUCGAGCGUGCGCGAGAGGCGCUGCUGUGGACGUGGGCUGUUGCGCGCGUGGGCGGGCUCAACGACGAAUGGAGAGAGGCGGAGGCGCGCCGCGCGUGGGAGGAACUUGGCGGGACGUGGGAGGUUGCGGAAGGCAAGAAGCGGGAACUGAACGUUCAAGCCGGGAGGAGGGAGACGCUGGAAACGGAGAGGAUAAAUGCGACACUGAUACAGUCGGGCGUGAAGGAUGGUUUAGGGAAGACCACGUAUGUAUUCUCCUCCAUGGACGGGUUUGCCUAUGCGACGCUAGGGGUUAUCGGGCAGCCCAAAUUCCCCGCUUUCACGCCUGAUAUACCUGAACGAAACUUGCCGAGGUGUUUCAUCAGUUAUGACGAGUGUUUUGCCGGCCACUCGAAGGCGAGCGAUGUGUUCAAAAAUGUCGCAUUUGGUAACCCGAAAUGCGGCGAUUGUGUCAUCUCUGCUCUCGUGCGCUCAAGCGGGCCGCUUGGCCUCUCUGCUUUUCUUCCGCCUCCAGAUCGGAUGCUGUCCUCGAUUGCUGGUAAGGUUCCCUUUCUCUCGACUCCUGGGGAAAUUCCGCAUCUUCCGCUCGCUGGCAAAUGGGAGGAUGGGGAUUUUUCGCUUCGUGCGGUCAUGAGCGCCGCGCGUUUCCAAAUGGUGCGUACAUGGGCCUUGCAGCUUCUUCAGCGAUACCGCUACGUAAUCGGAACUACCCCAUCCAUGUUUGAGCGCCUCACGAGCCCGAAGCAGGCUUGGUCCGUCCUGAAUAGGAUUGAGAAGAACAAAGACGCCGCGUUCCUCUGCAUCAAUGACGACGUGGUCAACGGCGAUGCGGAGGUCGCGACGGCGUUCCGCACAUGGCAAGGCCAGCGUUGGCGCGUGCCCGCGACCUGGGAGAAGCCUACCGAGCUAGAGCCAGUUCCGCCUCCGCCUGAAGCGCCGCCCCAGCCUCCAACGCAGCCAAGUUCAUCAUAG
Messenger RNA from Fibroporia radiculosa, 2181 nucleotides. RefSeq lists its product as uncharacterized. The record is from RefSeq and is a predicted model, not a curated record. Gene Ontology annotation, cellular component: Golgi apparatus. The transcript is spliced from 9 exons. NCBI's taxonomy places the organism in Eukaryota, Fungi, Basidiomycota, Agaricomycetes, Polyporales, Fibroporiaceae. Gene Ontology annotation, biological process: N-glycan processing to lysosome; carbohydrate phosphorylation. Gene Ontology annotation, molecular function: UDP-N-acetylglucosamine-lysosomal-enzyme N-acetylglucosaminephosphotransferase activity. Bases 1 to 2181 code for a protein of 726 amino acids.